Trichechus manatus latirostris (Florida manatee) is the source of this 435-nucleotide messenger RNA. RefSeq names its product gastric inhibitory polypeptide (gene GIP). The transcript has 5 exons. Lineage: Eukaryota; Metazoa; Chordata; Mammalia; Sirenia; Trichechidae. Bases 1 to 435 code for a protein of 144 amino acids. Gene Ontology annotation, molecular function: hormone activity; glucagon receptor binding. Gene Ontology annotation, cellular component: extracellular region. Gene Ontology annotation, biological process: response to starvation; regulation of fatty acid biosynthetic process; regulation of insulin secretion. The record is from RefSeq and is a predicted model, not a curated record.
AUGGUGGCCAUGAAGACUUUGUCUCUGCUGCUGGUGUCCCUGCUCCUGGCAGUGGUGCUAGGGGAGAAGGAGAAGGAUCACUCCAGACCCCACCCUAAGGUCAGCGGCCCUCAACCUCGAGGCCCGAGAUAUGCUGAGGGGACUUUCAUCAGUGACUACAGCAUUGCCAUGGACAAGAUCCGCCAACAAGACUUUGUGAACUGGCUGCUGGCCCAGAAGGGGAAGAAGAAAGACUGGAAACACAACAUCACCCAGAGGGAGGCCAGGGCCCUAGAGCUGGCCAGUCAAUCUAACAGGAAUGAGGAGGCCAGCGAGAAGCAGAGCUCCCCACCCAAGAUGCCCUGUGAUGAAGAUUUGUUAAGGGAUUUGCUGAUUCAGGAGUUGCUGGCCUGGAUGGUAGAUCAGAUGGAGCUCUGCAAGCCCAGGUUUCAGUGA